UCAACCGGCGGGAGUUUUUCAAAAUGGGAGCGCGGAGGCGCCGCCCAGGCCUCGGAAGGCGCCCGGGAGACCUUUCGGUGGCUGUGCUGUCGUCGCCAGGAGCGGCGGCCUAGAGAGCCGAGCCUGAUGGGCGCCAAGAACUGCUGGUUGCUUGGAGCGUUGCCUCGAAGGGACCGCAAGAAGGGCGCUGAUCCCGGGAGCCCAGGCCGUGGCCUGGAAAUAUGGCGACUUGCAUCGGGGAGAAGAUCGAGGAUUUUAAAGUUGGAAAUCUGCUUGGUAAAGGAUCAUUUGCUGGUGUCUACAGAGCUGAGUCCAUUCACACUGGUUUGGAAGUUGCAAUCAAAAUGAUAGAUAAGAAAGCCAUGUACAAAGCUGGAAUGGUACAGAGAGUCCAAAAUGAGGUGAAAAUACAUUGCCAAUUGAAACAUCCUUCUAUCUUGGAGCUGUAUAACUAUUUUGAAGAUAGCAAUUAUGUGUACUUAGUAUUAGAAAUGUGCCAUAAUGGAGAAAUGAACAGGUAUCUAAAGAACAGAAGGAAACCAUUCUCAGAAAAUGAAGCUCGACACUUCAUGCACCAGAUCAUCACAGGAAUGUUGUAUCUCCAUUCUCAUGGAAUACUACACCGGGACCUCACACUUUCUAAUCUCUUACUUACGCGUAAUAUGAACAUCAAGAUUGCCGAUUUUGGGCUGGCAACUCAAUUGAAAAUGCCACAUGAAAAGCACUAUACGUUAUGUGGAACUCCUAAUUACAUUUCACCAGAAAUUGCAACUCGAAGUGCACAUGGACUUGAAUCUGACAUUUGGUCAUUGGGCUGUAUGUUUUAUACAUUACUUAUUGGGAGACCACCUUUUGACACUGACACAGUCAAGAAUACAUUGAAUAAAGUAGUAUUGGCAGAUUAUGAAAUGCCAACUUUUUUGUCAGGAGAGGCCAAGGACCUUAUUCACCAGUUACUUCGUAGAAACCCAGCAGAUCGUUUAAGUCUGUCUUCAGUAUUAGACCAUCCUUUUAUGUCCCGAAAUUCUUCAACAAAAAGUAAGGAUUUAGGAACUUCAGAAGAUUCAAUUGAUAGUGGACAUGCCACAAUUUCUACUGCAAUGACAGCUUCCUCCAGUACCAGUAUAAGUGGUAGUUUGUUUGACAGAAGAAGACUUUUGAUUGGCCAGCCUCUCCCAAAUAAAAUGACUGUAUUUCCAAAGAAUAAAAAUUCAAGUGAUUUUUCUUCUUCAGAAGAUGGAAGCAGUUUUUACACUCAUUGGGGAAAUCAAGAACAAGAAACCAUUAAUAGUGGAAGGGGAAGAGUAAUCCAUGAUGCAGAAGAAAGGCCACAUUCUCGAUACCUUCGUAGAGCCCAUUCCUCUGAUAGAUCUGGCACUUCUAAUAGUCAGUCUCGAGCAAACACAUGUACAAUGGAACGAUGUCACUCGGUAGAAAUGCUUUCAAAAUCCAAAAGAUCAGGAGGAGAUGAAAAUGAAGAAAGAUACUCACCCACAAAUAGCAAUGUCAAUAUUUUUCACUUUAAGGAAAAGAUAUCCAAUAGUUCUGGAUCUUUGGAAAGACCUGCUAACAAUCAAGCACUCUCAAAUCAUCUUUGUCCAGGAAAAACUCCUUUUCCAUUUCCAGACCAGACAUCUCAGCUUGAAGUGGUGCAACAGUGGUUUGGAAAUCUGCAAAAAAUUGCUCAUUUAAGAGAAACUACUGAGCACAAAAGCCUUAGCUCAAACAGAGAUUUCCAGGACCAUUCAGAUUUGCAAGACACGUCAAGAAAUGCCUGGACUGAUUUAAGAGGCAGAAAGAGCCCUGGGGUUUCUGAUAAUGCGCAUUCUGCAAAACAGCUGAAUACCAUGAAACAUAUAACUGCAUUUCCUAAUAAACCUGAGAUAAUUCCACAAGAAUCUACUUUUGGCUUAGAACCUGUUUCUGAACAAAGCAAGACGAAGGAUAUGGAGCCACCAUUGGGUUAUCAGAAACAUACAUUACGAAGCAUUACAUCUCCUUUGACAGCUUACAGAUUAAAACCAAUCAGACAGAAAACCAAAAAGGCUGUGGUGAGCAUACUUGAUUCAGAGGAGGUAUGUGUGGAGCUUCUAAAGGAGCAUUCAUGUCAGGAAUAUGUGAAAGAAGUUCUUCAUGUAUCUAGUGAUGGAAAUAUGAUCACUAUUUAUUAUCCAAAUGAUGGAAGAGGUUUCCCUCUUGCUGAUAGACCGCCUUCACCUACUGAUAAUAUCAGUAGGUACAGCUUUGACAAUUUACCAGAGAAGUACUGGCGAAAAUAUCAAUAUGCUUCCAGAUUUGUACAGCUUGUAAGAUCUAAAUCUCCAAAAAUCACUUAUUUUACAAAAUAUGCUAAAUGCAUCUUAAUGGAGAAUUCUCCUUGUGCUGAUUUUGAGGUUUGGUUUUAUGAUGGAACAAAGAUACAUAAAACAGAAGCUUUAAUUCAUGUGAUUGAAAAGACUGGAAAAUCUUUCACCUUAAAAGGUGAAAGUGAAGUUAAUAGCUUGAAAGAGAAAAUAAAAGUAUAUAUGGACCAUGCUAAUGAGGGCCAUCGUAUUUGUUUAGCACUGGAAUCCAUAAUUUCAGAAGAGGAAAAGAAAAGUGGAAGUGCUCCCUUUUUCCCAAUAAUUAUAGGAAGAAAACCUAGUAGUACUAGUUCACCUCAGGGCUUGUCACCUCCUCCUAUGGAUCCAAACUACCUGAUGAGUAAAAUGAUCGUAAAUAGUGCUGCUUCUCCGGAACAGGCACCAGCACUUAAUCCUUCUAUGGUUACAGAUGAAGGACUUGGCGGGCCUAUUGCAGCUUCUGGAACAAACAUCCAUUCUAGUAGUCUAAAAGAUUGUUUUCCUAAAUCAGCACAGCCUUUGAAAUCUGUUUUUGUGAAAAAUGUUGGUUGGGCUACACAGUUAACUAGUGGAGCUGUGUGGGUUCAGUUUAAUGAUGGGUCCCAGCUGGUCGUGCAGGCAGGAGUAUCUUCUAUCAGUUACACAUCACCGAACGGUCAGACAACUAGAUGGUUACAGAAGAAGGAGUUGUGAACAUUAGGGAAGAGGGAUCCCAGGACGUGACCAAACAGCCAGAAAAUUGGUUCUAAUAAAUCUAAUUGAAGCAUAGUCUUGCUAUGGGAGGUGGAGAAGAGUGAAAACAAUCUUAAAAUGUAAUCACAGGAUGAUUUCUGUCAGAUUAAGCCUUUUAUUACAGCCAAAGAAGUUGGAUUUAAGAAUACAACAAACCUCAGUAGCAAAAAACACAGAACAAUCCAAUUUAAAAAUGGGCUGAAGAUCUGAAAAGACAUUUGUCUAAGGAAGACGUACAAAUGGCCAACAGGUAUGUUAAAAGGUGCUCCACAUCACUAAUCCUCAUGGAAAUGCAAAUCAAAACCACAGUGGAGUAUCACCUCACACUUCUUUGUGUGUGUGUGUGUGUGUAUUAUUAUUCAGCUAUAAGAAAGGAGAUCCUGCCAUUCCUGAUGACAUGGAUGGACUCUGAGGGCAUAAUGCUAGCUAGGUAUGAUAUGAAUUUUAUGUGGAAUCUAAAGAGGUGAACUAUUAGAGGGAGAAAGUGGUAUGAUAGUUUCCAGGGUGUUGGGAUGGAGGAAACAGAGAUGUUGGUUAAAGAGUACAAACUUCCUGCUACAAAAUGAAUAAGUUCUGAGGAUCUGCGGUACAACAUUGUGAUUAUAGCUAAUAAUACUGUAUUAUAUACUUAAAUGUUGCUACGAGAGAUCUUAAAUGGUUUCACCACCAAAAGGAAAUGGUAAUUAUGUGAUGUGAUAGAGCAGUGGUUCUCAACCUUGGCUGCACAUUAGAAUCACCUGGGAAUC
This is a messenger RNA of Myotis brandtii (Brandt's bat), 3820 nucleotides long. It is a transcript of the gene PLK4, whose product is annotated as polo-like kinase 4. Lineage: Eukaryota; Metazoa; Chordata; Mammalia; Chiroptera; Vespertilionidae. The transcript has 18 exons. The record is from RefSeq and is a predicted model, not a curated record. Gene Ontology annotation, biological process: protein phosphorylation. The coding region runs from base 222 to 3035 and encodes 937 amino acids. Gene Ontology annotation, molecular function: protein binding; protein kinase activity; ATP binding.